CCAAUGAUAAUGGAGUCUAUUGAUCCUAUUGUCCACGGAUGAUAAGUCCAUUAAGCACCGAUUUGUGCCAAAUUAUUUUCGGAUGGCAUUUUCAUAAUUUUCUGGGCGAGAAAAGGCCAUUUUCUUUGGAUAUUGAAGGCUACAGUUCACGGAUUCGGCCUGAGGCUAUUUUUCAAUGAUGAUUGAGUCCAUUAAGCACAGAUUUGGGGGGAUUUAUUCCGGGUCAAUUUUUGGCAGAUUCCAAAGGGGUACCAUCACAAAUUUUGGGCGAUUUUUCGAAAAUGUCAUUUUCUUUCGAUUAUGGAGGCUACAGAUCACGAAAUCAGGCCGAGGCUAUUAUCCACGAUAAUGAAGUCCAUUGAUCCUAUUCUCCAUGGAUGAAAAGUACAUUAAUCAUUGAUUUGUGCCAAAUUAUUUUUUGAUGGCAUUUUCGUAAUUUUCUUGGCGACAAAAGGCAUUUGCUUUGGAUAUUGAAGGCUACAGAUCAUGGAUUCGGCCUGAGGCUAUUCUUCAACGAUGAUUGAGUGCAUUAACUCCGUUUUGGGAGGAUUUAUUCCCGGUCAAUUACCAUCACAGAUUUCGCCGAUUUUUCCGAAAUGCCAUUUUCUUUCGAUUCUGGAGGCUACAAAUCACAGAAUCAGCCCUAGGCUAUUCUCCACCGAUAAUGAAGUCCAUUGAUUCUAUUCUCCACGAAUGACAAGUCCAUUCAGCACCGAUUUGUGCCAAAUUAUUUAGUGAUGGCAAUUUUUUAAUUUUCUCGGGGACAAAAGGCAAUUUUCUUUGGAUAUUGAAUGCUACAGAUCACGGAUUCGGCCUGAGCCUAUUCUUCAACGAUGAUUGAGUGCAUUAAGCACCGUUUUGGGAGGAUUUAUUCCGGGUCAAUUUUUGGCAGGUUCCAAAGGGGUACCAUCACAGAUUUCGGGCGAAUUUUCAGAAAUGCCAUUUCUUUCGAUUCUGGAGGUUACAAAUCACAUAAUUAGUCCGAGGCUAUUCUCCAAUGAUAAUGAAGUCUAUUGAUCCUAUUCUCCACGGAUGAUAAGUCUAUUAAGCACCGAUUUGUGCCAAAUUAUUUUCUGAUGGGAUUUUCGUAAUUUUCUCGGCGACAAAAGGCCAUUAUCUUUGGAUAUUGAAGGCUACAGAUCACGGAUUCAGCCUGAGGCUAUUUUUCAAUGAUGAUUGAGUGCAUUAAGCACCGUUUUGGGAGGAUUUAUUCCGGGUCAAUUUAUGGCAGAUUCCAAAGGGGUACCAUCACAAAUUUCGGGCGAUUUUUCUGAAAUGCAAUUUUCUUUCGAUUCCGGAGGCUACAUAUCACGAAAUCAGGGCGAGACUAUUUUCCACCGAUAAUAAAGUCCAUUGAUCCUAUUCUCCAUGGAUGAAAAGUACAUUAAUCACCGAUUUGUGCCAAAUUAUUUUCUGAUGGCAUUUUCGUAAUUUUCUUGGCGACAAAAGGCAUUUGCUUUGGAUAUUGAAGGCUACAGAUCACGGAUUCGGCCUGAGGCUAUUCUUCAACGAUGAUUGAGUGCAUUAACUCCGUUUUGGGAGGAUUUAUUCCCGGUCAAUUACCAUCACAGAUUUCGGCGAUUUUUCCGAAAUGCCAUUUUCUUUCGAUUCUUGAAGCUACAAAUCACAGAAUCAGCCCUAGGCUAUUCUCCACCGAUAAUGAAGUCCAUUGAUUCUAUUCUCCACGAAUGACAAGUCCAUUCAGCACCGAUUUGUGCCAAAUUAUUUACUGAUGGCAUUUUUUUAAUUUUCUCGGCGACCAAAGGCAAUUUUCUUUGGAUAUUGAAUGCUACAGAUCACGGAUUCGGCCUGAGCCUAUUCUUCAACGAUGAUUGAGUGCAUUAAGCACCGUUUUGGGAGGAUUUAUUCCGAGUCAAUUUUUGGCAGGUUCCAAAGGGGUACCAUCACAGAUUUCGGGCGAAUUUUCAGAAAUGCCAUUUCUUUCGAUUCUGGAGGCUACAAAUCACAUAAUCAGCCCGAGGCUAUUCUCCACCGAUAAUGAAGUCCAUUGAUUCUAUUCUCAACGAAUGACAAGUCCAUUAAGCACUUAUUUGAGCCAAUUUAUUUUCGUAUGACAUUUUCGUAAUUUUUUUGGCGACGAAAGGCGAUUUUCUUUGGAUAUUGAAGGCUACAGAUCACAGAUUCGGCUUGAGGCUAUUAUUCAACAAUGAUUAAGUCCAUUAAGCACCGAUUUGGGGGGAUUUAUUCCAGGUCAAUUUUUGGCAGAUUCCAAAGGGUACCAACACAGAUUUCGGGCGACUUUUCUGAAAUGUCAUUUUCUUUCGAUUCCGGAGGCUACAAAUCACGAAAUCAGGGCGAGACUAUUUUCCACCGAUAAUGAAGUCUAUUGAUUCUAUUCUCCACGGAUGAUAAGUCCAUUAAGCACCAAUUUGUGCCAAAUUAUUUUCUGAUGGCAUUUUCGUAAUUUUCUGGGGCUGCGAAAGGCCAUUUUCUUUGGAUAUUGAAGUCUACAGAUCACGGAUUCGUCCUGAGGCUAUUUUCAACGAUGAUUGAGUCCAUUAAGCACCGAUUUGGGCGGAUUUUUUCUGGGUCAAUUUUUGCCAGAUUCCAAAGGGGUACCAUAACAGAUUUCGGGAGAUUUUUCCUAAAUGCCAUUUUCUUUCGAUUCUAAAUGCUACAGAUCACGAAAUCAGGCCGAGGCUAUUCUCCAACGAUAAUGAAGUCUUCUCCAACGAUAAUGAAGUUCAUUGAUCCUAUUCUCCACGGAUGAUAAGUCCAUUAAGCACCUAUUUCAGCCAAUUUAUUUUCGGAUGGCAUUUUCGUAAUUUUUAGGGCGACGAAAGGCGAUUUUCUUUGGAUAUUGUAGGCUACAGAUCACAGAUUCGGCCUUAGGAUAUUCUUCAACGACGAUUGAUUCCAUUAAGCACCAAUUUGGGGGGAUUUAUUCCGGGUCAAUUUUUUGCAGAUUCCAAAGGGGUACCAUCACAGAUUUCGGGCAAUUUUUCUGAAAUGCCAUUUUCUUUCGAUUAUGGAGGCUACACAUCACGGAAUCUGGACGAGGCUAUUCUCCAUCGAUAAUGAAGUCUAUUGAUCUUAUUCUCCACGGAUGAUAACUCCCUAAAGCACCGAUUUUAGCCAAUUUAUUUUCGGAUGGCAUUUCGUAAUUUUUUGGGCGACGAAAUGCCAUUUUCUUUGGAUAUUGAAGGCUACACAUCACGGAUUCGGCCUGAGGCAAUUCUUCAAUGAUGAUUGAGUCCAUUAAGCACCGAUUUGGGUGGAUUUAUUCCGGGUCAAUUUUUGGCUUAUUCCAAAGGGCUACCAUCAUAUAUUUCGGGCGAUUUUUCCGAAAUGCCAUUUUCUUUCGAUUCUGGAUCCCACAGAUCACGAUAUUAAGCCGAGGCUUGUGAGAAGUCUGGCGGGUUACAUUGAGAUCCCAGUAAGGUAUCUAGUGUUCUAGACUUUGUAAAUUUGCUUGCCUUGCAGGAUGUGGGAUUUAUAGGUCCACAGUUCACCUGGACGAAUAGGGAAUGGGUGCGGCGUGUAUUAUGAUUAAGUCCGUUAAGCUUUGAUUUUGGCAUAUUUAUUUUCGGAGGGCAUUUUUGUAACUUUUUAGCGAUUUAUUUUGCAAUGCCACUUUUCAUGAAUUUUGAAGGCUACAAAUUACAGAUUCGGCCUGUGGAUAUUCAUCUUUGAUAAUUAAGUCCAUUAACCUUCGAUUUGGGGGGAAUUCUUUCGGGUCGACUUUUGGCAGAUUGCAAAGGGGUAGCAUCAAAGAUUUCAGACAAUUUUUUCAAAAGGUCAUUUUCUUCAUAUUUUGAAGGCUAUUGAUCACGUAUUCUACCCAAGGUUGUUCUCCACUAUUAAUCAAGUCUAUUGAUCUUAUUCUCCAUGAUGAUUAAGUCCAUUAAGAAUCGAUUUUGGCAAAUUAAUUUUCGAAUGGGAUUUCAGAAUUUUUUGAUCGAUUUAUUUCCAAAUGCCAUUUUCCUUGGGUUUUGAAGGCUACAGAUCACAGAUUCGACAUGAUGCUAUUUUUCCUUGACGAUUAGGUCCAUUAAGCACCGACUUGGGGGGAUUUCUUCCAUGUCGAUUUUGGCAGAUUUCAAAGGGGUACCAUCACAGAUUUCAGACAAUUUUUUUGAAAUAUCAUUUUUCAAUUUUGACAGCUAAAGAUCACAAAUUUGGCCCUAGGCUAUUCUCUACCGAUGAUGAUUCUAUUAAUCUUAUUCUCUACUGAUGAUUAACUCCAUUAAGCACCAAUUUGUCACGGUUCUGCCUGAGACUUUUCUUCACCGAUGAUUAAGUCCAUUAAACAGUGAUUUUAGUGGAUUUCUUCCGGAUCCAUGUUUGGCAGAUUCCAAAGGGAUAACAUCACAGAUUGUGGUCGAUUUUUCUGAAUUAUCAUUUUCUUUCAAGUUUUAAUGCUACAGAUUAUGGAUUCGCCGGAGAUUAUUCUCCAGCGGCGACGAAGCCUAUUGAUCCUAUUCUCUACAAAUAAUUAAGUUAAUUAAACACCAAUUUGGAUGAAUUUUAUAGAUAGAUAAUCCAAAGGGUUAUAGGUAUCAUAUGCCCCUCUAUUAUGCAGUUUUAUCAAACAUGCCCCUCUACUAUUUUUCACAUCAAACAUGCCCCUAUACUUUGCAAAAAUGAUCAAACAUGCUUCUGUUAAUACUUUCAUUGAAAAAAUCGUCAACCAUGGUUGAACCGAGUUUUAGACUACUCUACAUAGGCAAAUGAGAUGAAAAAUGUUAGUUUUGUCCCCUGAUUUAUUUCUCUAGGUCUUGUUAAAGUGAAAUCAUUAUAGGUAUUUGACUAUACAAAAGAACCAAAAAAAAUUCUAAAGUGAAAUUAUUAGGGAUAAUCUAGACAUUUGAGUCGACCAAAUCAAGGUUAGACCGUGGUUGACCAAUUUUGGAUGAAAACUUUAACAUAAAAGCAUGUUUGAUUAUUUUUCCAAAGUACAAGUGCAUAUUUGAUGUUAAAAUUUGUAAGGGCUGAUAAAAUGACAAUGGGCGAAGGGAUGAGUUAGCUUGGUUACUAAAUUUCUAGUAGCCACCUUGGCUACAUCAAUAUCCACCAUCCAUUUUUAUCUUUUUCCUAUUUUUUUAAUCUCACGAUUAUGAUUGCUCAAGGAUAAUUUUGGAAACAAAAAAUAAACCACACUGGAUUAUUCUAUAUAUACACAAACCCUAAUUCUACCCUGCACCCCCCUCCCCCCGCCGACCCACCCCUCCCCACCCCCCUGAAAAGAAAAGAAAAGAAAAGUCACGAUCAUCGCCGUCGGAAGUUAGCGCCGGUAAGGAAUGAGUGGGUUGUCAGCAGCUUGUAGGGCAGGUACUUCGCCUGUAAUCAAAGAACCUCUCUCUCAAUCUCGGCAAUCCUUCAGUCCUUCCUCCGCAUUAGAAGGAGCUCUUUCUAGAGGUAAACCUCGUUUGCCUUACUCAGUAUCCAGCCAGUCCAAUACCUCUGAUAAAGCCCAGCUCAAACCAGUCGAUCGAAGCUACAUUUCUCGAGCUCUGUCGAGGAAAGACUGGUCUUUGUUAUUGAACCACGAGCUGAGAGCCCAGAGGAUAGCCUUGAAUCCGCAGUUUGUCGUUAGCGUUCUGCAGAAUCAGGAUAACCCAUUGCUCGCUUUGAAAUUCUACGUCUGGGUUACUAGCGUCGACCCGAUUUUCAACAAGGAUCAAUCGGUUAGGACAACUUUAGCUAACUCGCUUUAUCGGAAGGGUCCCGUUCUCUUAUCAGUUGAGUUGCUUAGAGAUAUUAAGGACUCCGGGUUUCAUGUUAAUGAAGAUUUGAUCUGUAUUCUGUUCUCCAGCUGGGGAAGAUUAGGAUUAGCUAAGUAUUGCAAUGAAAUAUUUGGACAGAUUUCCUUCCUUGGUAUUAGUCCUACGACGAGGCUAUACAAUGCGGUUAUUGAUGCAUUGGUGAAGGGGAAUUCUCUUGAUCUAGCGUACCUAAAGUUCCAGCAAAUGAGUUCUGAUAACUGCAGGCCUGAUAGGUUUACUUACAACAUUCUCAUCCAUGGAGUUUCGCGAGUUGGGGUAAUGGACGAGGCAAUCCGACUAGCCAAGCAGAUGGAGGGUUUUGGGUAUUACCCUAAUGUGUUCACCUACACAAUCUUGGUUGAUGGAUUCUGCAAUGCCAAGAGGGUCGAUGAAGCAUUCGGUGUUUUGAACACCAUGAGGGCUCGGAAUGUUCACCCUAAUGAAGCUACUAUAAGAUCGCUGGUUCAUGGCUUGUUUCGUUGCCUUCCCCCUGCCAAGGCAUUUGAACUUAUGAUCGGGUUUAUUGAGAAGGAGGCUAAGUUGAGAAACUUGGCUUCUGACACUUUGCUCUGUUGCCUAUCUGAGAACUCCAUGGCUGAAGAAGCUGGUGCGCUGUUGAGAAAGCUUAGCGAGACAGGCUAUGUACCCGAUGGUUCCACAUUUAACACCACAAUGACUUGUUUGAUAAAAGCCUUAGAUCUCAAUGAGACGUGUAAGAUUCUUGAAACAUUUAUAAAACGAGGAAUGAAGUUAGGAUUCAACAAUUACCUAUCAUUGAUCGAAGGAUUAUACAGGGCAGGAAAGUGCCUAGAGGCUGAUAGAUAUUUUGAUCAGAUGGUGAGUAACAGGCUUCUCGCAAAUGCGGUUUCCUAUAACAUGGUUAUUGAUUGCUUGUGCAAAGUCAAUAUGACAGACAAAGCAGGAAAAGCUUUUCUAGAAAUGCAGCAAAAAGGUAUUACUCCAAACCUUGCGACGUUCAACACUCUUAUAAGUGGUUAUAGCAAGAAUAGAGAGGUUAAUAAGGCAAGGAAUCUGCUGGAGAUGCUUUUAGAACGUGGAUUUAAACCCGACAUAUUCACUUUUACUUCGCUAAUCGAUGGCCUUUGCCGAGCACAACGUCUCGAGGAUGCCUUUGGCUGUUUGAUGGAAAUGGUCGAUUGGGGAGUCUCUCCAAAUGCAGUUACUUACAAUAUCAUGAUACGUUCCUUGGGUGCCACUGGUGAUAUUGCUGGAUGCGUGAAAUUAGUAAAGAAGAUGAAAAUGGAUGGAAAGGGUCUCGAUGUUUCUUCUUUCAAUGCUCUCAUUCGAGAUUUUUGUAGGACGGGAAGAGUGAGGAAAGCACAGAAUCUUCUUGUUUCCAUGCUGAGGGAAGAACUGGUUCCUGAUAACCGUACUUUUGCUGCUCUUAUCAAGACACUUUGUGAAUCAGGGAGAUGUAAUGAAGCUAAGGAGAUAUUUGAAACGAUGGAAGCUAAUGGCUGUCUUCCGGAUUCUGUUACAUGUGAUUUGAUUGUGGAGAAUCUACUCCAGCAAGGCCGCUAUGAAGAAGCCAACAAUGUAGUGAAAGUCUACAGUGCAAAGGGACUAGCCGUAAAAUCCAUCAGCGUAUAGUAGGAUCGAACUGCUAUGUCCUUAUUCCUUUUUAGUGAACCUUGCUUGUUGUCAUUGAGCUGGAUGAAUCAUCUGUCCCCGAGAAGGACAGAGCAGGCCUAAUAGUGAGCUGGAUGAAUAUUUGCUAUGGAGAGGCCUAAUGGAUUGCAUAAUGACUCUUACUUUUGCAGUUAAGGAUGAUGCGGCAAGUAAUGGAAUGGUUGAGGUGAGCUUGAACACUUUCUGCUUAUAUGCUGUUGUAUUCCCAUAGUAACUGCAUGCUGAAUUGCUGAUUAUAUCUUAACUAUAGGAACUGUUAAGAUUGAGCUAAAUUAACCUAGCAUACACACUUAUUGGUCAUGUUUGCAUAACUCUGCCAUUUCACAGGCAUAGUUCUGGUAGAGAAGCAUAUAUAGAACUGUUGGCUAUGUUUGAUUUGCUCUAUAGUGUCCCACUUCUGAGUUUGGCACAAGUAACUAAGGUGUAGGAGCUACCUGAACAUUACAUUUGGCUAGUAUUGCAUCAUAUCGGUGAUUCCCAACCUUUGCCAGUUCAGUGAACUGCUUCACUAUCAUGGAUCACAGUGUGGUUUUUACUUUCUCAGGAACUUAGUUUAUCAGGCAUUCGAUGUUAAGAAACUUGUUGAUGCGGAGUCAAAAGAGGCAGCUGCAAAAGGUUAAACCUCAGCGCCACUCUUAGCCACUGAUGAUGUUGACGAACGAAUCCAAUAUAGACCGAAAGCUCAGUGUGCUGGAUAAGUCGAACAAAGCCCCUGAGGAGUCGCGGGGUUUAAAGAUGGGUUUGAUGUGUGCGAGAAGAGCUCAAACCGAUAUCUGUAUAAUAGUUGUUAUAGAUGAGCCUUAUCAAAGAUAAUAAUGGCUAUAAGCUUGAGCUUUAGUAAACAGCAUACUUCUGUUGAUAAUGUGGGCACUCAUGAUUAAAAGAAUGGCCAACUUGAUUGAUCAGGCCACUACGAUUUUAAACCACUGAUAAAUGAUGAGCGAAUUCGUCAUGAAAUUGUAACUAUCCAGGAGACCAGGACUUGAUCACUGGACUAACUUGGUGGUGUUGGGAUCAUUGAAUCUCAAUCUAUCACGAAUAUAGGUUAGGGCGUCAU
This is a messenger RNA of Linum trigynum, 8433 nucleotides long. NCBI's taxonomy places the organism in Eukaryota, Viridiplantae, Streptophyta, Magnoliopsida, Malpighiales, Linaceae. The record is from the annotation of a GenBank genome assembly.